AUGUAUAAUCACCGUUUUAGUCCAUGGGUUGGAAAUUGCGUUGGUUUACGAAAUUACCGUUAUUUUUAUUUAUUCCUAUUUUCAUUAUCAAUUCUAUGUGUUUAUAUAUUAGCUUUUAAUAUUAUCAAUAUUGUUUUACGUGCACAAGAUAAACCAUCAUUUGCUGAUGCUAUUCGUGACACGCCAGCAACAGUAGUGCAGGCAUUAAUUUGUUUCUUUUCCAUCUGGUCCGUUGUCGGUCUUUGGGGAUAUCAUACAUAUUUAAUCUGUCGCAGUGUAACAACUAAUGAGGAUAUAAAAGACACAUGGGGUUCAACUCAUCGUGGAGUAACAAUGAAAAACCCUUUUUCAAGAGGAAAUCCAUGUCUGAAUUGUUUUGCUGCAUUAUGUGGACCAUUACCACCAAGUUUUCUCAAUCUUCGAAUGGUCGCUACACCUGAUAAUCACAAUUUUAUGUCCAUGAAUAUGGUUUCCAGUCGAGCAUUCAAUCCUGAUAAUGCUGAUGACAUCUUACGAUACCAAAUUGACGAACCUGGGCACAUGAACAAUUACCAAGUCUAUUCCGCUGUAGAAUAUCCAUAUUCUGAACGUCGACAACAACAACAACAAUCACAAGCACAAUAUCCACCGUGUGAUUAUGUAUAA
This is a messenger RNA of Adineta ricciae, 645 nucleotides long. The record is from the annotation of a GenBank genome assembly. NCBI's taxonomy places the organism in Eukaryota, Metazoa, Rotifera, Eurotatoria, Adinetida, Adinetidae.